UGCAAAACUUCCAUAUUUUUUUAAAAAUAAAAUCUAAAAAUUAAACAACCGAUGGUAUCUUAUCUAAGCGCAGAGACAUGUUCUUUGGUAAUUAAAAAUUUACCCAAAUAUUCAUGUUACUAAAAUUAACUAAACAAAUAAAUAUAGUCUCAUCACUAUACUAUUCCCACCUGCAAAUCUCCCCCAUUACAUCCAACUGGACCAACUCCCACUAAACUAAACAUAGUAUCCAAAUCCAAUCCAUCAUCUCUACAACCACCACCUUCGCCAUCCUCCUCCAUGGCCGGCGUUCCGGUGCCGGACGGCGAGCUUCAGAAGCUAAUGAAAAUAACACUCACAAUCAUAGCAUGCAUGUCCUACGCCCGUAUCAUCUCCUCCAAAACCUCACCGGGAUAUCUCCGUCUCACUCUCCUUCUCCCAAUCCUCUCCUCCUUCCUCUCCUCCUUCUCCUUCUCCUCCGUCCACCUCCGUGGCAUCUCCGCCUUCUUCCUCUCCUGGCUUUCUAUCUUCAAGCUCCUCCUCCUCUCCUUCUCUCUCCCUCCUCUUCACCCUUCUCUCCCUCUCCCUAUCUUCAUCGCCACCGCCUCCCUCCCCGUCAAACUCCACUCCUCCUCCUCCUCCAUCUCCACUACUCCUCUUUCCCUCUUCUCCUCCAUCUUCAAGCUUCUCCUUUUCCUUCUUCUCCUCUCUCUCUAUCCCUACAAACAUCUCUUCCCUUCUUACCUUCUUCUCGCUCUCUACUGUUUCCACAUCUACCUCGCUUUAGAGCUGGUCCUAUCCUCCGCCCGCUUCCUCGCCGGAACUCUUCUCGGCCUCGACCUUGAACCCCAGUUCAACGCUCCUUAUUUCUCCACCUCUCUCCGUGACUUCUGGGGUCACCGCUGGAAUCUUAUGGUCACUAGCAUCCUCCGUCCUUCUGUUUACCAUCCCGUUCGCUCUCGGUUUGGCACCGCCGCCGGUGUUCUCGCCGUCUUCUUCGUCUCCGGCGUCAUGCACGAGCUCAUGUUCUAUUACUUGACUUUGUCUUCGCCUACCGGAGAAGUUACGUGUUUUUUUAUUCUUCAUGGGUUUUGCAUGGUGGUUGAGGGUUUGUUUGCUCGCCGGUGGAAAUGGGGUGGUGUUCAUCCGGCGGUGGCGCCGCCGUUAGUGCUUGGCUUUGUGGCUGUCACUGGGUUUUGGCUCUUCUUCCCGCCGAUACUGAGGACGGGAACGGAUGAGAAGACGCUGGAGGAGUGCGCCGCCAUGGUUGCGUUCUUGGAGAAGGGUGGUCGAGCUUUGCUGGAUCGGAUCGGGUUGUUGUUUAAUCGGGUCUGAACCCGUUAACUAUUGACUUUGACUUUGCUUUAAGUGGGUGAUGUGCUGUUCUUUAUUGUUUUCUUUGAACAACCCAUACCCACCCAUUUUUUUUUGCUUUUUGGUU
Dioscorea cayenensis subsp. rotundata (Guinea yam) is the source of this 1420-nucleotide messenger RNA. RefSeq names its product probable long-chain-alcohol O-fatty-acyltransferase 5. Gene Ontology annotation, biological process: lipid metabolic process. NCBI's taxonomy places the organism in Eukaryota, Viridiplantae, Streptophyta, Magnoliopsida, Dioscoreales, Dioscoreaceae. The record is from RefSeq and is a predicted model, not a curated record.